AUGAUUCAUGUGAAGUUACCAAAUUGCGAGUAUCCGACUCUGAUUACUUCAUACGCAGACUUGGGAAAUGGAUAUUUCAUGUGUCCUAGGUCGCAGUUGACAUUUCACUUCGACCAUCUCAAGCAGACAGUCAGUGAUGUUAAAAGUUUUGACAAGAGUAGCUUUGAUAAUAUAGACUGUGAUCUGGAGAGUUGGAGGCGUGCAUUAGAAGAUAGCGCUACUGUCUAUGUAAACGAACAUUUCCCUGAUGGAGCUGUUGAAGUUUACGCCUUGAGGUCGAAUGAUGGUGCACGCUCUCUCGUUAUGUGCAUUGAAUCUCACUUCAGUAAACAUCAAUCAACUGGACGAUGGCGAUCCGAAUGGACUUUCAAGCUAGUUGGACAAAAAUCGAUGGAGUUUUCGGUUCAUGGUGUUAUUAAGGUUCAGACACAUUUAUACGAAGAGGGGAAUGUUCAAUUGAUUUCAUCCAAAGAAGUUGAUUUCAUUGUCUCUGAAUCUCUCCCUAGAAUAUUUGCCAGGGAAUCAAUAAAGAGAAUAAAAGAAGCUGACUGUGCAUAUCAAAUUGCCAUUGGCGAGAACUUCAAAACUAUGUCCGACACAACUUUCAAAGCUCUUCGGCGGCAACUGCCUUUAACUCGUUCCAAACUGGAUUGGAAUAAAAUCAUCACUUAUCAGAUAGGUAGCGAAUUAUCUAGAGCACCACCAAAUUAA
Schistosoma rodhaini is the source of this 711-nucleotide messenger RNA. The record is from the annotation of a GenBank genome assembly. NCBI's taxonomy places the organism in Eukaryota, Metazoa, Platyhelminthes, Trematoda, Strigeidida, Schistosomatidae.